GCGCGAAGCCAACCAUGCCAAUGCCCCUCGUCCCCACCACCGACCACCAAUGCCGGCCGCUUCGUCGUCGGCCACGGCAACGCCGGCAACCAGCCGCGGCGGCAGUCGGGUCUCCGCUUUCACGAUGCGCGCGGUGGCGCGCAUGUCGAGGGCGCGGUGGUUCAUCUUCCUGAGGCGGGUAUACCAGUACCAGAACGGCCCGAGGUCUGACCUGGGCUCCAACCCUUUCAACUCAUCCGGCUGGCUCGCUCUUGAGCUCGGCGUGAUCGUCGCGCAGAUGGUCAUCACCACCACCGUUGUGGCCACCUCCCCAAAGGAACGCCCCGCGUGGCCGCUUCGGCUCUGGGUCUGCGCGUACAACGUCGGCAACGUGCUCAGCCUCCCACUCCUCUACUGGCGCCACCGACAUUCAUCGGCCGCCGGACGAGGCGACGACCCCGAGAUGCACGGUGCCGGUGACGCUCUAAGGAACAGCUCGUAUCUGAUGAACAAGGCUCGGGCGUUCCUGGAGCUCUUCUUCGCGAUGUGGUUUGUGAUGGGCAACGUGUGGGUGUUCGACGCGCGGCUCGGGUCGUUCCACCGCGCCCCGCGGCUGUACGCGCUCUGCAUCGGCCUGCUCGCGUGGAACGCCGUCGUCUACUCGCUCCCCUUCCUCCUCUUCCUCCUGCUCUGCUGCUUCGUCCCGGUCGUCGGGUACGCGCUCGGGUACAACAUGAACUCGGCCUCGGUCGGCCGAGGCGCCUCCGACGAGCAGCUGGACGCGCUGCCGCGGUGGCGGUUCAAGGAGCCCGACGUGCCGAGAGACCGCGAGAAGGACGAUCAAGAGUGCUGCAUAUGCCUGGCGCAGUACAGGGAGAAAGAGGAGGUGAGGCAGCUGCCCUGCACACACAUGUUCCACCUGAAAUGCGUGGACAGGUGGCUGAGGAUCAUCUCCUCUUGCCCUCUCUGCAAGCAAGAGCUCAGCUGACCGAUGGCUGCACAUAUACGGCGCAACGGUGAUUGAUCAGUGGAGCUUGCAUUCUAAUCCAGAGAUGCGUCGAUCGGAUGGCGCGGCGCGCUCCGACGCAUGCAGCGCACCUCACUGACCUCUUUCGCCAACCCUCUACUAACCUAGACACUGACCAGCGAUGGAGACACCUAUGUUGCAGCUCGGGAUAGAUUAAUUUACCAGCUUGGGCAGGUGGGAAAUGUGUAAAGAAAUUGUUGUAUCCAUGAGCAGGCGGCCUACGAUGCAAGUACCGUUUGUUCUCCCGUUAGCUCAUUAAUUGUACCAUGCCAACAGCCAAGAACUGCUAGAUGCUGUUGUUCUUG
Triticum aestivum (bread wheat) is the source of this 1311-nucleotide messenger RNA. RefSeq names its product E3 ubiquitin-protein ligase At4g11680. The coding region runs from base 50 to 967 and encodes 305 amino acids. The transcript has 3 exons. The record is from RefSeq and is a predicted model, not a curated record. Lineage: Eukaryota; Viridiplantae; Streptophyta; Magnoliopsida; Poales; Poaceae.